GACAGGGGGACAGUGAGGACCAGGGUUGAUGUAACCUGACACCAGAUAGGCAGUGCACCAGAUAAUCAAAAACACAUAAAUAAAUAAAGCAGAUUCCAACAAGCUUAUAGAUGGUGUUAGCCUGAGGUAAACAGUGUAAUCCAAAUCCUGGAAAAACUCUGCAUUUAUUCCUGAGCAUGCUCUGGUUUACAGGAAAUUAUAAGUGAAAGUGAAAGAGCAACUGUUAAAGGCUUAAAGUGAAACUAAGGAUCAGUUUUCAGCUGAAGCAGCCGAGAGAAAAGCUAGAAUUCCUUCCUUGCAUCUUCUUGAUAAAUGAGUAACUAUUUAAAGUAGAAAGAAAAGGCAAUUGUUCCACCUAACUCUGAAGGACAAGGACGCUGUCUUCCUUCCUGAGAUCUUUUACAACAUUGGAGCGAAAUGCCAGACAAAAAGCUUUGCCUGGAGGCCCUGUCGGCUCUCUCCAGCUGUAACGUCGAGGAAACAACUGGAGCCUCACAGCUCACAUCGCAGGAUUUUGUCAACAUUGUAGCCCUUAGAGAGUUUUACAAGCAGGAGGGAUUUAAAGAACUGGAGUACCCAAGCUUGGGAACGUUAUCCUUGCAGGACUUGGAAAAUCAGGACAUGUACAGCGCCCCACCAGCAUUAACCUAUGAACCUGUGACGAGCCUUAAACCAACUGUUGAAAUCAACACCCAAGACUUCUUCCAUCCGCAGUAUGACUACGAUUUCACCAACGUAAAGGAUGGUGAUAAGGUAUUUGUGCGUGGAAAUGAGAAGUACAUUCGCCCCUGUGGAUGGCAACGGUCCGCUCUGCGCGUCAAAGGGAAGUAUGAUGGUGGGGACGGUUGGCUGGGGACAGGGAAGGACGCCUGGCCAGUCUCCUACCAUGGCCACAACAUGGACGGCUCCCUUGGCAUCAUCAUCACCCAUGAUGGCCCACCAGACGAUGAGCCAAGCUUUCUGGAUGCUGGAGCCGCCUCUUUGCAAAACCCCGACACCAGAGGCAGGGGCGUGUACUCAACCCCUGACAUCAAGAUGGCGGAGAAGCACUGCAAGACAUUCAAGUAUAGCGGGGAUGGGAAGACGUACAAAGUGGUUCUUCAGAACCGUAUCAACCCUCAAAAAAGGAAGAACUGCCAGAGAGAGGGCGUCUGGCUGGUGUACAUCCCGGAAGGCAGCACCAACGUGCAGGAGAAAGUCAUUAUAGAGGAUUCCCUUCGUCCGUAUGGACUCCUGAUAAAGCAGGUGUGACUUCUUGGAUGCUUGGAAGAUUCAGGGAUGUCACAAGCUGUAAAAGUUGUGCAAACUUCUUUCACCUUUGGAAAAUAGAAAUGCUUUGCAAAAAGUGUGAAAUCUGUUUCAAUCAGGGCUAUGUGGAAAUGAUUCUGAUAGUUUCUUCAGUUACUGUUUGCUGUAGUCGCUUUAGCUAAGUGACUUCCAAUUUCCGAUCAGGAACACCACUGGCACAUAAAGACUUUAUUUUUUUUUUUUCUAUUUAGAUUGUAGCCUCGUUUUAUUUUUAUGAACUAUUGCACAUAAUUGAACUGACAUGACAAAAAAGAAAUGAAUCCUCCAUAAUGACUCAAUCAUUAAAUGAGCAUUAUAAACCUGUCGAUUUGCAAAGAUUGUUUCAUUAAUUUUUCGUACCUGUAAGCUUCAUAAUGUGGUGUGGGGUUUUUUAUGUUUACUGCCUAGUGUAAUUGGAAAUCCUUUUGUCUGAACUGAUUUUUUUACUGUAAUCAUCUGUCUGUCUCCUGUGAGUUAAGUCUGUAAAAAAUGUCAUAAAUAUUAAAAUGGAGAGCACAAAUCCUUUAACUAUGAUGUAUUUCACUGCAUUUUUGGCACUGACAUCAAGUUUGACAUUUAGGAACUGUGCCUCCUUUUCACAAAGCGAAGACAUGCUUGCAGAACAGCAUUUACCUCCCACUGAUUGUUUAUUUUUACACUUGCGUCACUUAAAACCGGUAAAACCUGCUUUAAAACACAGUGCAUCUCAAAGCUAAGUUUAAGUAUUAUGAAAUGUGUAUUGCACAGUGUUGAAUAAAUCUUUCUGUUAAUACAAA
Poecilia latipinna (sailfin molly) is the source of this 2063-nucleotide messenger RNA. RefSeq lists its product as uncharacterized. Bases 418 to 1251 code for a protein of 277 amino acids. The record is from RefSeq and is a predicted model, not a curated record. Lineage: Eukaryota; Metazoa; Chordata; Actinopteri; Cyprinodontiformes; Poeciliidae. The transcript is spliced from 2 exons.